This is a messenger RNA of Humulus lupulus (European hop), 4295 nucleotides long. RefSeq lists its product as uncharacterized. Bases 2621 to 4180 code for a protein of 519 amino acids. The transcript is spliced from 12 exons. Gene Ontology annotation, molecular function: deSUMOylase activity. Lineage: Eukaryota; Viridiplantae; Streptophyta; Magnoliopsida; Rosales; Cannabaceae. Gene Ontology annotation, cellular component: nucleus. The record is from RefSeq and is a predicted model, not a curated record. Gene Ontology annotation, biological process: protein desumoylation.
CAGUCUGAUCAUUUUACAUAAGCAUAAAAUUAGACAAGGGAUAAAUUGAAAAUUAAUCAGUUUUUAAUUAAAAUUAUCUCCUAAAUAUUUUUAGUUUAGUUCUACUUAUUUUUAUCACAGACAAUUUCAAAAAUACUCUUGACUACAUGAUUUUUUUCUAAAAAUAGUAUUGACAGAUUAUAGGGGUAUAAUAGGUAUAUUGAUUGAAAUAGUGAGUAUUAUACUAAAACUUAAAAUUUAUAGAUAAAAAAGAAAUGACUUGCCUAAAAGUGAUUCCUGAUCUAAUAUCUACGUUAAAGAAAGGACUUAGCUAAAAGUGACUCCUGAUCUAAUAUCUACUUUAGACAUAGAUGUAAAAGUUUUGAACCUAAAAUUGGGCUGACAAAACGAAUCUUUAGAAAUAGGUCGGGUCAAGUUACGCAGGGCUAAAUAUUUAGUUUUCUGACAAAAUUUGGUUUAAGUAAAUAAUAAUGGAGCAAAACAUUGUGCCGGACAAAAAAAUAUGUGGGUAUUAUAAAGUUAAUUGGGAAUCAAGUAUGGAUCAAUAUUUGAGCUGGAUAAAGAACAAUGAGGAAUUUACAUGAAAUAUGGGAAAAUUCACUAAAAUUUGAUAUAUAUGGCUUUUUAUUUUGUGUGCAUUUUUUAUGGUUUUUUUUGUUGUUUUCCUUUUUUAUGGGUUUUGUUUUCCCAUAUUUAUCAAAAUAUUGCUUUUAUAUCCCAUAUUUUUUUGUAUACGUUUUUUUUUUUCUAUAGGGGUAUUUUUAUGAGUAAAUUUUUGUCUUUUUAUUUUUAUUAUUUUGGUAAACAUUUUUGUAAGAAAAUUUUAAUUCAGUAGUGGUUUAUUAUGCAUUUAUGUGUAUUUUUGUGAGGGCUUUUUAGUCAUUUUAUGUGUUUUUUUUAUUAUUUUAUUUUAUUUUAUUUUUGAAUUUUUUUUUGUAAGGAAAUCAAUUCCCAGUAUGCAUGCAGGUACUUGAGUACCCAGCCUCUAUCACGUUUUUAUCUUCUUCACGUUUUCUGAAUUUUAUUAGUAUAUUUUAUUAAGUAUCACGUUUUCUUCAGUGGUGAUUUGUGUUCUUAGUUUUCGUUCUUGUGUUAGGGUUUAUUUGAGUUCUUUGUUGUCGAUUUUCUGCCCUCUGUGCGUGUGUUUCGUUUCGGUGAGUACCUGGUUUCAGGAUUUUUAUAAGUUUCUCGUUGUGGAUUUGUGCCUCUUUGUGGUGUUUUCGUAUCGUGCAUUGAUAUUUCUCUUGCUCGAAUUUGUGUGAUGGAUCACUGUGGUGAAUGCGGUGGUGUUUCUGGUUCGGAGAAGAAAAUUUCUGGUAUAGUAGAGGAUGAAUCGAAGAAUGUAGGGGAUGAUAUUUGCGAGAUUCUUUCUCGAAGGAGUAACAUUACACAUUUGAAGUCUGUUGCAAGGAAGAAGAGUAAAUCCCCUUCCUCUGUUGCAAGGAAGACAAGUAAAUCGCCUUCCACUGUUAAACAGGCGAAGGAUUCGUGUGCAUCUGGUAGUAAGGAUGCUGGAGAUGAUUCUCAUGAGACUAAACAUGUUGUGGCUCAUUUAAAAAUAUACCCCUCCAAGAGGUUUGGUAGUAAGGUUCAACAUUUUAAUGACAAGAGUGUCAUUACUGACUUGAAAUCUAAGUUGACUAAAAGUCAGAAAUCAUUGUUUAAGAAGACCCCAUUUGGGCACUUUUUAGAAGUAUGUGAUAUUCAUUUUCAAACUCAACUUGCCCAGCUUGUGUUAUUGAGAGAGGUAUCUCAUGAGAGGGAGGAAGAGGAAAUGUGGUUUAAGCUUGGUCGUAGAGUGUGUAGGUUUUCUAUUGAAGAGUUUGCUCUAGUUACGGGUCUUAGAUGUGAUGGUGAUUUUGAUUUAAGUCGUUUUCAAAAAAAGAAGGUUUUGUUUAAGAAAAAAAUAUUUGGCCGUUUUGUUGGUAAGGUGUCGAAGUCUGAAUUACGCAAUGCUUUUAUUAGUAAGGAUCUAGUUGAUGAUGAGGAUGUUGUCAAAUUGGGUAUAGUUCAUAUCCUAGUUAACUAUUUGUACGGCUAUACUAGUGAUAAGUUGGUUGAUGAUUUCUUUUUUGAGAUGGUUGAUCGAGAUUUUUCUGAAUUAGCAAAUAUUAGUUUUGGCAAGUUUGUAUGGGAUAGGAGUUUUCAAUAUUUGAAAACUGCUUUGAAGGGUGGGAAUAAAAUAUUUGAUGGACUGUUCGUUGAUGGGAAGGUUGGCCUUCACCCUUACAAACUUCUUGGGUUUCCCAUUGCUUUUCUUGUAUGAAUUUAUGAAAGUAUAGCUGAGUUGAGUCCUGAGUUUUGUCAACGGGUUGGGAAAAAAUUUCCCCGUUUGUUGAAUUGGAAGAGUACAGAUAAUGCGUUCUAUGCAAACUUGGUGGGAAAGGUUUUCAACAAUCAGAAGUUGACUAUCCUGAAUGUCUAUCCGUCUUCUGAGGAGAGAAAGAAACUGGCAGUAAAGAAGUUUAAGUUUGAGCCUCUAUACUUGCCGAAGGUGUGUGCUGAAGAUGGAGACAGUAGUCCGGGUACCCAGGUUGAUAGUGAAAAGUUGAGAUUGAUUUGUGAAUCAAUCUCAUCAAUAAAAGCAUGCCAAGAAACUAUUAUUAGUGACAUUGCAGUUAUGAGAUCUGAGUUCAUGGGGAAACUCAGUGAUUUAUCUGCAAUGAUUGUUAAAUUUGUUGCAAAAAAUUCUGAAAAAGUUGCAAAUUCAAGUGAUGAAAGUGCUGGUUUUAAUGAAGGGGAAAAGCCAGAUGAUUUUGAUAAUGUUUCCAGUCCUAUUUCUGAUGAUUCUAAGGAUUGUGGAAAUGAUUCAGCUGAAGAGUCUGAUGGUAGUAAGGGUGUUGAGAAGGAUUUAAAUGAAAAUUUUGAUGCUGUUUAUUCUGGGUUGGAGUUGUCAAAUGUUGUGGGUGGAGAUAAGGAUUUUACAAACAAGCCUGAGUUCAGUUCAGUUGGUUUAAGUUUUGAAGAAGUAUAUGUUGAUCCAGAGAUUUUGAGUGUUAUUGAUAGAACUGUUCAGUAUGCAGAAGGAGAAAAGAAAUUUACCGGGAGUAAGGAUGAUUGGAAGGUUGUGAUGGUUGGUGAUGAUGAUGAGGUUCCUGUUGCUAUUGAAAAUAGGGAGCCUAAACCUAGUACUCAUGUCAAGUCUCCUUUUGUUACUGAGUUUGGUUCUUCUGAUGUUAAAGAAACUGUGAAGAGGAAGGGAGUGGAAGUGGUGAUUGUUAGAGGAUUGGUUCCAUUUGAAAAUGAAAUAGGGCAGAAUGUUUCAAAGAAUGAUUGCCUGGAUUAUAUUUCUUGGAUUGAGGAUAAAAUGAAUUUUAAGAAUAAGAAGAAGAAAUUUUCUGAUGUCAAUAACAUUAUCAAUCCCCCAAUGGAUUAUUCAUUUGUUAAAAUUUCUGAGAAAAUGUGGUUUUACAAGCUUCAAACUUGUGGGGAGGAGCUUAUGGACACUCAUAUAAAUGUAUGUUUUUAUUACCUGAGGAAGAAGAUUAAGCUGGUUGAUGGUUUGAACAAGAGGGUUACAACUACAGACUCUUGGUUUGAUGCAACUAUCAAGGGUUUGUAUGAUAACUUUGUGGCAGCCAAAUGUGAUUCAAGCAUCAUUCGUUUUGAUAAUCUAAUUUCAGAUUACAUUAUUGGUGAAUAUUUGUUUUGUAACACUCCUUGGGUGGAUGUGGAUCAUGUUCUUUUUCCUGUGCAUGUGAAGGUUCAGUUGCAUUGGGUUUUUAUUCACUUUUCCAUUAAGAGUAGGAUGUUAACUGUCUACAAUUCUUUGACGGGGAAGAAGAAUGAGAGUAUUGCUUUGCCAUAUGUGAAGGCUUACUCUGUUGUUUUACCAUAUUUUCUAGAUUUUCUUGAUUUUUAUUGUUCUAGGAAAGAUUUGGACUUGAAUGUUGGUCCAUAUUCUGUUGGGAAGAAAGAUCCAAUUGAUUUUAACUUUGCCAAAGACUUGCCAUUUCAAGAGGAUAAUGAUUGUGGAGUAUUUGUUAUCAAGUAUGCUGAUUUGUUUAUUCAUGGGAAGAUUGAUGACAUCUCGAAGAACAUGGCUGCCAAAAUUGCUACCUAUCGUGAUUAUCUUGCCAUUAACUUGUAUAGUCAUGCAAAAAAGAAGCAGAUUGGUGGGUACAAGACAGAAGAUGAUGCUCCAUCAAAGAAAUCAAAGAGGAGGAGGAAUUAUAAGUAGAGAUGUUGGAGUUUUUUUUUUUUUAGCUGUAUUAACGACCAUGUCUUUUUUUUCUUUCGUUGUUUAACAGUGAAGUUGUGGUUUGUAACUGGGUACUGUUUUAGUACUGGACUUA